This is a messenger RNA of Closterium sp. NIES-67, 1049 nucleotides long. NCBI's taxonomy places the organism in Eukaryota, Viridiplantae, Streptophyta, Zygnematophyceae, Desmidiales, Closteriaceae. The record is from the annotation of a GenBank genome assembly.
ACUUCGCAUCAGUCGCCUCUUAUUCGUCCGCGCUUUGCGCCACUUAUCUUAUUCGUUACAAGCACAGCUCAAUGGACGCGCGCGCACUUGCACUCGCAUCCUCCGCUUUCUUCCCAGCGCGGAACUUUCCCCAGGCCCUCGUUGCGCGUGCAUCUCCCGCCAAUGGGUCUACGCGCAGCCGCAUUUCCGCUAUUGCGCCUAUCCGCGCAUCAGCGCAGGGGGAAAACCAACCCUCCGCCACGUCAAUAGCGGCCGCAAGCCCCUCCACUUCCGCCACGCCCCUCUCCGCUGUUCCUUCCGCCGCUUCCCUUUCCGCCGAUUCCCCCCAAGCCCUCACCAGACGAUCCGCGCUCGCGGGCGGAAUCCUCGCGCUAGCUUCCGUCACCCUCUCUCCGUACCUCCCGCUACCCUCCCUCUCCCCCGCCGCUCACGCUGCCGCUGAAACCGCUACGGCGGAAACCAGCGCGGGAAGCGACUUACUGAAAGGGGUGCUAUCCGCCUUCGACUCGGAGGAGACUACAGCGAGCGGGCGGCGGCUCCCUAAGGCGUAUGUUCGGAGCGUGACGGGGCUGGUUGACAGCCUGCGGGACGCGCUCGGCGCGGAGGAGGGGGACAGGGGGGAGUUCCGGCGCAAGGCGGAGGUGGCUAAGACCGCGAUCCGGGGAUACCUGGGGGAGUGGCGGGGGAAAGCGCCGCCAGAUACCGAGACCAUCACCUCGUCUCUCGACACCGUUCUCAGAACACUCUCCCGCUUCUACAUGCGCAGUGGAGUCAAUGCCAAGCUCCCUGCUGACGUCAGAGAGAAGAUCCUUGAUGAUCUGGCGGUUGCCGAAGCUGCGCUGUGAUUGGCCACGUGGAAGCCAUAAUAACGGGUCAGGUCAGGUCAGGUAGUACCUACAUGCAGUGGACCACCAGCUGCUGUUAACGUUUGUACUCAGUACUGGGGAUCUUGAAAGUCUUCAGCUGAUGGAUUUUCUUUUGAAUGUAAUAUUUGUUUAGGCAUAUGAUACAAGCAUUGUUGCACAUGGCAACAUAACAUACAUAUGAUU